Molecule: messenger RNA, 1628 nt
Organism: Engraulis encrasicolus (European anchovy)
Lineage: Eukaryota; Metazoa; Chordata; Actinopteri; Clupeiformes; Engraulidae
Exons: 7
Coding region: 58-648 (196 amino acids)
Source: RefSeq, a predicted model, not a curated record
AUUCUCCCCCUCCUCCUCUUGUGCGAAGUCCAGCCCCUACUUUCCUCUGGAGUGUCCAUGGAAAUGGAGGGAGAGAGUGCAGAGUCAAGCCGUAAAGUGAAUGGGGAGACGGCUGGAGAAGAUGCAUUGGUGGGAGGCAACAAACCCCUGCACCGCUUCCUACGAAUACAACCCAAAUUCAUUGGGAUUGUGUUGAUGUUCUUUGGUGUCAAUGAGAUGAUGAUGGGCUUCGGGCUGAUGAAAGAAGACAUCAGGACCUCAGCGUCACUAUACCUUCCGUUCUGGCAGGCCGCUUUGCUUGCAAUCUGUGGAAGCUUGUCGAUCCACAGCCACACCUACCCAUCCAAAAAAAUGGUCACGGUUUGUCUGGCCAUGUACGUUGUCACAAUACUAGCAGGCUUCAUGACGGUCUUUUUCAGAAUAUCUUGCAUAAUUCAUUUUUGUUUUUGGGGAUUAUUCUCUGAAGCACACCACCGCUUGGCUCAACUAGUUAGCACAGAGUCACUGUUACUCACAUCAGCACUCAUUGUGAUCGUCCUCCUUAUUGUUCUCUGUUCCUAUGCCUCGGCAUCCCUCAAAUCCUCAAACACACAGAUCAUUGUACGGCAACAUUUGACCGUCACAGACACGGAGAAUACCAGGGAAUAAACAGAGCACAGUGAGUGCUCCAUCGGUGGAGGCAAAUCGUCGAUGAAUAUUACCCAUGCCCACUAACACAGACAUUGUAUGCUGUCAAAUUGCUUCUCUUUAAACACCUAUUUUGUUAUCUCGCCAUCUCGAACAAGAUAUCUUACAGAUUCAUGAAUCAUAAUUCAAGAGCAAAUCGUCUCAGCAAAGUUGAUGGAUUUUGUUUAGGCACAUUCCCAACAUCAAGGACAUACAAUGGGCAAAAAAUACAAUGGCCAAGCGCAUUAAAAAGGACAGACAGCUAUGGAUACAGGGGCUCAGGCAGGGAACUGUAAGUGCCCAGCAGACAUUGGACAUCAGGCAAUACUGACUGGUAACAAAGAACAUAAACGUGCAUCCAGUGGUAAAGUGCAUGCAGUGCAUAGAUGACAGAGAGGUACAUUGCAUGGACUGGCAUUGCAGGCACAGAUGGGCAAGCAUUGUGUUAGCCCUAAGACCACAUUGUUCCAUAAGUGCUAUCCAGACCUGACUAAAUCCCAUUUCACCCCUUCGCCCUACGCCUUUCCCCUUUCCCAUUUUGCAUGUUCACGUGUAGGGGGAGUGGCGUCCCAUUUCUCGUUAAGACAGAGGCGUAGGGGGAAGGGGAAGGGCUUUCUACCCGUCCAAAUGGAGAUUUUCCGAUACCACACUCAAAAUGGAGGGCUACAACAGAUUUCCCCGAAUGCAUUGCGAAUGCCUUAAAAAUUUGGCGGCAAGCCGCGGCAUCCACAACAGCGCACAAAUGUAAGUAUUUUCACCAUAGUUCACGGUUGGCCCUUUUCUCCAUGAAACGCACAUGAAACAAUUAUUUACCUCAACACAAUGCAUGGAAGUCAUGAAGGUUUUGCAAGGAUUGUGCAACACUGUUGCAGGGGUUUGGUUCUAAGGGGUGGCAGGGGGUGGUAUUUUCCCCCCAAGAAAUAUGAUUUGCCACCCCAGUUAAGAGCCCUGAUUGUGACCAA